Molecule: messenger RNA, 273 nt
Organism: Penicillium psychrosexuale
Lineage: Eukaryota; Fungi; Ascomycota; Eurotiomycetes; Eurotiales; Aspergillaceae
Exons: 3
Coding region: 1-273 (90 amino acids)
Source: RefSeq, a predicted model, not a curated record
AUGACGUUCCCCACUGUCUGUGUGUCUCCGGGUGUACCUAGGCAUGCUGAUAGGGUCACAUUUUGCCUAUACGGGUUCAAGCAGUCACCCUGUUCCACAUAUAACCUCAAAAUCGGUGGUAGAGGUAAGAAUAUUAGAAAAUACUCCGUGAAAGACUGGUCCAUGGCCCACAAAGACAAAUUCGACUAUGGUUAUUGGUGGUUUGGCACAUGGAGACAUCUAUCAAUUUGCAAUGAAGAACGACAUGGGAUCACCGAGCUGCAAGUUUCCUAG